Messenger RNA from Durotheca rogersii, 1783 nucleotides. RefSeq names its product myo-inositol-1-phosphate synthase. Gene Ontology annotation, molecular function: inositol-3-phosphate synthase activity. NCBI's taxonomy places the organism in Eukaryota, Fungi, Ascomycota, Sordariomycetes, Xylariales, Xylariaceae. Gene Ontology annotation, biological process: inositol biosynthetic process; phospholipid biosynthetic process. The record is from RefSeq and is a predicted model, not a curated record. The transcript has 3 exons. Gene Ontology annotation, cellular component: cytoplasm. Bases 38 to 1723 code for a protein of 561 amino acids.
CCCCCCCCCCCCCCCCUUGUCAAGAAUAGCUUUGAAGAUGGCGCCGCACGCAGAGGUAGGCGCAAGCGCUCCUGCGAACGGGAGUGGACAGAGCUUCAAUGGCAAUGCCAACGGCCACGGAUCGGCCCCGUCGUCGCAAAACCAUAACGACCUCUUCACGGUCAACUCCCCCAAUGUGACCUACACCGACGAGGCAAUCUUGUCCAAGUACACGUACCGAACCACCAGCGUGACUCGGGAUGCUGCUACGGGUAAGUACGUGGCCGUCCCCAAGGAAACGGUGUACGACUUCAAGGUCGGUCGCAAAGUACCCAAGGUCGGCGUGAUGCUCGUAGGCUGGGGCGGCAACAAUGGCACGACCGUGACCGCCGGUAUCCUCGCCAAUAAACGAGGCCUCGUCUGGGAGACGCGAGAGGGCCCCCGCGCUGCCAAUUACUACGGCUCCGUCGUGAUGGGGUCUACCAUCAGGCUCGGCACUGACCCCGUCACUACGAAGGAUGUGAACAUCCCCUUCCACGAUGUCCUGCCCAUGGUACACCCCAAUGACCUCGUUCUCGGCGGCUGGGACAUCAGCGGCAUGAACCUCGCCGAGGCCAUGGACCGUGCUGCCGUGCUCGAGCCCACCCUCAAGGCCCAGGUCCGUAAGGAGAUGGCCCAGAUGGUGCCGCUCCCUAGUAUUUAUUACCCGGACUUCAUCGCCGCCAACCAGGAGGAGAGGGCCGAUAACCUGAUCCCCGGCAGCAAGGCCUCCAUGGCCCACGUCGAGAAGAUCCGUCAGGAUAUCCGCGACUUCAAGACGGAGAACCAGCUCGACAAGGUGAUCGUGCAGUGGACGGCGAACACGGAGCGAUACGCGGACGUGAUCGCCGGCGUCAACGAUACUUCGGAGAACCUGCUCGCCGCCAUCGAGGCGGGGCACCCGGAGGUGUCGCCGUCGACGGUGUUCGCGGUGGCCAGCAUCCUGGAGGGCGCGCCGUUCAUCAACGGGUCGCCGCAGAACACGUUCGUGCCGGGGGCGCUGGCGCUGGCGUCGGAGCGCGGCGCGUUCGUCGGCGGCGACGACUUCAAGUCGGGGCAGACCAAGAUGAAGUCGGCGCUGGUCGACUUCCUCAUCAGCGCCGGCAUCCGGCUGACGGCGAUCUCGAGCUACAACCACCUCGGCAACAACGACGGCCGCAACCUCAGCUCGCAGCGCCAGUUCCGGUCCAAGGAGAUCUCCAAGUCGAACGUGGUCGACGACAUGGUCGAGGCCAACACGGUCCUGUACCGCGACGGCGAGCGCCCCGACCACACCGUCGUCAUCAAGUACAUCCCCGCCGUCGGCGACAACAAGCGCGCCCUCGACGAGUACUACGCCGAGAUCUUUCUCGGCGGCCACCAGACUAUCUCCAUCUUCAACGUGUGCGAGGACUCGCUGCUGGCGUCGCCGCUCAUCAUCGACCUGGUGCUCGUGGCGGAGCUCAUGACGCGCAUCCAGUGGCGCGUUUCAGCUUCGACCUCGGCCUCGGCCUCGGCCUCAGCCGCCGCCGACGGGCCCUACCGCUCCUUCCACAGCGUGCUCAGCGUGCUCAGCUACAUGCUCAAGGCGCCGCUCGCGCCGCCCGGCGCCCCCGUCGUCAACGCCCUCGCCAAACAGCGCGCCGCCCUCGCCAACCUCCUCCGCGCCUGCGUCGGCCUCGAGCCCGAGAGCGACCUCGGCCUCGAGCACAAGCUGUUCUUGUAGCGCGCCCUUUCCCGCCUAACCACUCCCCCCCCACCCUUAGUGGGAGCUAAGUUGUCGAGG